Messenger RNA from Octopus sinensis (East Asian common octopus), 5780 nucleotides. Its product is annotated as cytospin-A. The record is from RefSeq and is a predicted model, not a curated record. Gene Ontology annotation, molecular function: protein binding. Gene Ontology annotation, biological process: actin cytoskeleton organization. Lineage: Eukaryota; Metazoa; Mollusca; Cephalopoda; Octopoda; Octopodidae. Gene Ontology annotation, cellular component: filamentous actin; microtubule organizing center. Bases 991 to 4359 code for a protein of 1122 amino acids. The transcript is spliced from 10 exons.
CUCCUCUUCUCUCUGACAUGCGCACUCCCUCCGUGCUGGUCCAACCGCCGGCAAAGACGACACACAACAACAACACACGAUUCAAAUAUUUGUGUGGCGAGAACAGACGACAUGAGAGCGGCAGACAGAAAAACCCUGCCAGGACCACCUAAAAAUUGACUGACCCUUACAUUAAAUUGGAUGUAAGUUGACCAGACAACCCAGAAUCUCAUUUGGAAUAUUGGAUUACAACAAACGAAUUGGAUUAAUUUUGGAUUUACCUAAGGAACGGAAAUAAUAUACCAGCGGAAAUAUAUAUUUGGAAUUAUACAGAUAAAAGUGUAUAUAAAAAUCUAUAUACACACACACACACUUGGAACUGUAUAUAAAUCUCCACUUAGGCAUAUACAGCCUCUAGUUUAAAAAGAGAGAGUGAGUCAUACUGAGAUUCAAGGAUUUUAUACAAUAGAAUGAUCUCCUGUCUCUCUCUUUGAACCAUGAUACUUACAGAUCAGGUGUCCCCUGUUGUCCGGCUGUCUUCGUCAUGAUGAAGUCGUUAGCAAAGAUUCAGUCUGUCAUCGUCAUCAGAUAGUUUUACCUCAUCUCGCCUCUUGCCCAUUGUCCAUUGUCUCUGAGAGAAUGGACUGGGCGUUGCUGGUUUUACGACGAUGGCAAAGUUUGGCUGACCGUAACACAACCCAAUAAAGGGUCACGCAAACGGGCUCACAAACAAACAAAAAAUAAGAGAAAAAACCCUAAAUAAAAAGUGGAAAAAAACUACAGGAAAAACAAGUUAAAAAAAUUAUAUAUAUAAAAAAUUAAUUAACUGUGGAACAAUUAGUGACUCCCCCUCUUCCCCCCAAUAUUACUCCGGAACAACAAGAAAACCCCUUUACGAAAAUCUCAACAACAGAAAUAACAUUUUUUAACCAUGCCUCCAAAGCAGGGCUCACUUCCACAGAAGCUGUCUUGCCGAUAACUGAGGAUAAAGUUGGCCAGAAGGUUCUUACCAUGAAGAAGCAAGAGAAAGGGCCCUCCAAGAUGUUUGUAGUCAGCAGCAACAGUACCACCACCACCACCACGACAAUGACGACAGCCACCGAAACGGUGGCACCGAUGCGAUCGAAAUCUGAGAACUCCGGACUUAGCACCAUCUCUACAUCCACACCGUCCUCAAGAAAAAUAAUGGGUGCCCCACUCAGUAAACAAUAUCUGAGCAAAAGCCACGAAAACCUCACCACCCACCAACAGCAGAAGAAGAAGAAGCAGCUUUCUCUGUUACCGGACAGACCAAAGGUAAACAGCGGUGGGACCGGCGUUAGCAAGACGAGCAGCAACAAGGAGAAUGUCCUCAAAGAGAAGGAGAAGAAUGUGGUGUUUGCGAAACCGGCCCCGACUGGGACUUCGGCAACAAUCACCACAUCGUCAACGACAGCAGCUACGACGACGACGACAUCUUCGUCGUCAACGACGACCAAAGGUGGACGGACUGCCACAGGUGUAAAUUCAACCAUCCGCAAAGCAUCGAGUACCCAGAACAUUGAUAAAACUGGCAAAGGCGUUUUCACGACGGGGUCGGCGGGUUUACACUCCAGUGGCAAGACCCACUCUUCGAUGAAGCGGGCACACAGUUCACAAAGCAUGACCAAAGAUAAGACGGUACGUAAGAGGACUUCGGCACCGGCUGAUGUGAUGGCGUACAAUGCCGAGCUGCUUGCCAAUUUUGAGCGUGAGAAAAAGGCCCUGGAAAACCGCAUUUCAGAAUUGAUCCAGAUCACUGAAGGGCGGAAAGCAGAGAUUGAGAGGCACAAGUACGAGAUAAGGAAUCUUAAAGAACAAAUCCCAUCUCAGGAUCUUCGAGAGGAAUGUGAGUUGCUUAGGAAUCAGAACAAAGUUCUUCAAGAACGCUUAAAGGAAUUUGGUAUCUCUAUUGAGCAACUCCCCGAUGCUGAGAAAAUUUCCAUGCCAAAGAAGACCCCAAGUCCACCAUCGUCAAACCAAAGUGAACCUGCUAGCAAAGUGAUGCCGUCAAGCAUAAGUUGUGAUAAUCUAUCCAAUUUUGACUCUCUGCGAGAACCUUGUCCGAGGCGUUACGACUAUCCCAUGUCCGAACCGGGCUUGACGUUGGAUGACCUGUGUGGCACACCAGAACACCCCUCGGAGCUGUCGCUGGACAAUGUCGGCUGGGACAAACAGAGCAACAAAAGCAGCGACGCAAUGAGUGAGGUGUCGGUGGCGUGCCUCACGGAGCGGAUCCUUCAGAUGGAAGAGACUCAUUACAGCACUAACGAGGAACUGCAGGCAACAUUGCAGGAACUUAGCGAUCUCCAGGACAUGGUGAACGAAUUGACUGAGGAUAACGAGAAGCUUGCAGACGAACGAGGCGUCGUGCUUGAGUCGCUGUGCACGCAGACUGAGAAGCUGGAGCACUGUCGCACCCAGCUGGAGCACCUGAAGUCAUUAUUGAUCAACAGCAGUCUGAUAAACAGCACAGAGCGAGAACAACAAAUGAUUGAUUUGCUCAAGAGUGCAUCGAUCGAGCGAGAAGAGAUGCUGCGCAAACAGGACGAGUAUUCGAAUGAGCUCCAGAUGGCCAUCACCGAGAACCGAGAGGCACAGGAACUUGUGAGUGCCCUUCGGGACAAAACACAGCUGCUCCAGGGUGAGGUGGAUACAUUGACCGAAGAGAAAGAGAACUCGGAGAAACUGAUUUCCGAGAUGAAGCAGUCACUGUCAGACGACAGGAUUGAGAUGACCCGGUACAAGACCAUGCUGGAAUGCGAGCGGUCAAAGGUCGAAAAGCUGGAGCAAAUGCAGUUGGCUCAGGACAACAAGUCUGACCUUGAACAGCUGCUGUUGACCACUCGGAAGGAGAAGGAUGAGAUGGAGAUGAAGGUGACCAACCUGACAGAAGAGAUUUUGCUGUUGCAACGAGAGAUGGAAAAAGUGCGCGGGACCCUGAUGGCACGUGAGGAAGAGGUGAGGGGCCUCAAGUCAAACUCCAAAACAAGGAUCUCUGAACUGGAGCUGAAGGUAGACGCAAUGCAAAAGGAACGGGUAGACAUUCAGCAGGAAGAGGAAACACUGCGGGACCACAUUGAACAGCUGGAACAGGACUGUGACCGUUACCGUGACGAUGUGAAGAGGUGCAAUGCAAAGAUCCAAGAACUGCAACAGGAAAUCAAAGACCUGCUUCGGCAGAAGUCGGUCGUGGAGUCAGAACUGCAUGACGUCCAUCACCGACACGAAGAGGAAUCCGAGGAAUGGAAGCAGUUCCAGAAAGACCUGCAGGUGGCAGUGGUCAUUGCUAAUGAUUUCCGGACAGAGACCCAGGAGGAUAUGGAACGGCUGGUCUGUGAGAAUGCGUCAAUGCGGGAGAAACUGAAGUCGUUGCAGAGUCAGCUGAGCAAAGCAAAGGAUGAGCUGGACAGCGUGAAACUCCGCUCCUGGGACGAACGGUCAUCAAAGCCAAUCUUCUCGCCUGCUGAGCUAAAAGGUAAAAUGCUUAGCUCAGUCGAUCGGGAGUUGAUUGCGCUGCGAGAAGGCCGACGUAUGGACAGCAAGAACCAAACGAUGUCUGUGAAGAACCUGAUCCGGUCAAUCGAGGAUCAAGUGAAGAGUGGCAACUCAUCGAUCCACUCGAGCGAGAACAGCUCUCGUCGCAGCUCAUUGGAGCUUGUGUGCUGCCCCCUGUCCCCAUCCAACAGUGACCUCACUGAUGCCAAGUCCCCGUCGACGCCCACUGAUCUGUCACCCCAGGGGUCGUCGGAACUGCCACUGAGGUCUGUCUUGAAGCGACCUGCUGCUGAGAAGCUAUCACCCCUGCAACCGCUCGGCACGACGUUUGAGAAAGGCAAGGAAUUGAAACCGGUUCAGCAGAACAACCGAAAUGAGUCUGAACAUUCGAAAGUGUCACCGUCCAUCUCGUCUAUCUUGUCGUCCCGGAGCAGCAGUAGGCGCAAUAGUGGAAUCUGCUGUACAGAAUUGGAACGUAAAGAGGCAGCAGCUAAAGACCCUUUGGUAGGACUUGCCAGACAAAUGGGAGGAUCCAAGCGGAAUGCCUUACUCAAAUGGUGCCAACAGAAGACGCUCAGCUAUAAUGGUGUUGACAUCACCAACUUCAGCAGCAGCUGGAAUGAUGGACUGGCAUUCUGUGCCCUUAUACAUAGUUACCUUCCUGAAAAGAUGCCUUAUGAUGAACUGACCUCAGAAGACAAGCGGAGAAACUUCACGUUGUCCUUUGCUGCGGCCGAGUCUGUUGGGAUUACAUCAAAUCUUAAUAUCAACGACAUGGUCGCUAUGGAACGUCCCGACUGGCAAGCUGUGAUAGCUUACGUAACAGCAAUUUACAAACAUUUUGAAGUCGAUGGGAAAUCAUAACCAACAACACAUCUUCGUUGAUGGACGAUGCCGGGUUCUCUAUAUGGGGACAUGGACACACCCCUAUAUACACACACACAGACAUAUAUACACGUGUGCGUUGGGGGGGAGGGUCGGUAUAUGAUAAAUUUCUGACACGGGUGUAUGUUGGUAUGAGUAUAUGUAUGUGUGUGUGUGUGUGUGUGUGUGUGAAAGGUUGCUGCAGUAUGGUCUGGGGAGUGGCCCAGUGAAAUACUACUACCACCACUACUACUAUAUGAACUGUGUAAAGAGAAGAUACCCUGGACACCCCAAUCAACAGAACUACCCUGGGACUCCCAGCACCCACCCACCCCCACUGACUUUCUCUUAGCGAAAUGAAGACAUUUACUCUCAGUCGUGGAUUGCCAUAUGUGGAUACACACACAUUUGUAUAUGUGUAUAUAUAUAUUCAUGGGUGUGAGUAUAUAUGAAUAUAUGUAUAUUCAUAUAUACACACACGUGUGUGUGUAUAUAUAUAUAUAUAUAUAUAUAUAUAUAUAUAUAUACACAUAUGGCUCAGUAAGCCAUUGCAGCUGACCAACUGUGACACAAAUUUCCAGACAGCAAAGUAAACCCUAGCAUCUCUAGUGUCCUAUCCCAGUUGCACUGAAGUGGACACAUCAUCAUCAUCAAUAUCAUCACCACCACAAUCAUCAUCAUAAUCAUCACCAUCAUUAUGACUUAUAGUUGCUGGUACGGUGGAGGGUGUCUCCUUUUUUUCCUUUUUUUUUCUUUUCUUUGUAUCUAAAAGGCACCCUUUACAGUCCUUUGCGGUAAGGGUUCAAAUCUUAUCCUAUGAUUUUGGAUUCUCUCUCCCCAUCUCUUCUCUCUCAGUUUAUGAAACGAAGCAUUAUGUUGUUCUUGUUGCUAUUGUUGUUGUUAUUUUAUAAAACCAUCCGCUUGCUGCACAAAAUGUUUUCUGCUCUUUCUUCCUGGAUCUUCUCAACCAAAAUUCUGAGUUCAAAUCCCACUCAGAUCAGCUUUUCCUCUCGUUCUUUUGCUGUUUAUGAAAUAAAGUACCAGCUGAGCACCUUCAAAAUUGUUAGGGCCUCUGCCGAAAUUUAGGGCAAAAUGCUUAGCAGCAGUCAGUCUUCACGUACUGAGUUCCCCUCCCCCACCCCAUCCCGAAAUUGCUGGCCUUGUGCCAAAAUUUGAAACCGUCAUCAUUAUUAUUAUUAAAUAUAUUCUGCCAAGGUGGACUUUGCCUUUCAUUCUUUCAGGGUGCAAUGAAUUAAAUAUCAGUCAUGUGCUGGGGGUUGAUGUCAUAAUCUAACUCCCUCCCCCAAAAUUGCAGCCCUUUUGCUUCGAAUAGAAAGGGUUAUUAUUCAUAGGUCGCAAGCUGGGUGAAAUGCUUAGCAAUAUCUCGGCUGUCUUCACGUUCUGAGUUCAAAUGCUGCUGG